This is a messenger RNA of Hibiscus syriacus, 873 nucleotides long. RefSeq names its product succinate dehydrogenase assembly factor 2, mitochondrial-like. The transcript is spliced from 4 exons. Lineage: Eukaryota; Viridiplantae; Streptophyta; Magnoliopsida; Malvales; Malvaceae. The record is from RefSeq and is a predicted model, not a curated record. Gene Ontology annotation, cellular component: mitochondrion. Gene Ontology annotation, biological process: tricarboxylic acid cycle; mitochondrial electron transport, succinate to ubiquinone; protein-FAD linkage. The coding region runs from base 16 to 636 and encodes 206 amino acids.
UCGGCGGUUAAGCUAAUGGCUACCCUCAUAAUAGCUCUCCGUAACGCCCACCGUGUCAUUACUACUUCCGCCGUCGCCGGCCGUUCAACCACCGUUUUCAGGUACACAUUAACCCUUUUCUCGUUGCACGUUUGUUUGCUUUUGUCAAUUAUCACAUUAGCAAGAAAUUUGCUCUUCAUCAGGCCACAGUAUGGUUGGAUUUCAAGAUAUUAUUGUUCCACUGAUUUUAGUUACGCCCAGCCAUUGAACAUCGAUCUUUCUAACGAAGAAAGCAAAAGACGCCUCUUUAACAGAUUUCUGUAUAGGAGCAAACAAAGAGGGUUUUUGGAGCUGGAUUUGGUUUUGGGAAAAUGGGUUGAACAACAUAUCCACUCCGUGGAUGAAAAUGGAAUUAAAGCUCUUAUUCACGUCCUUGAUUUGGAAAACCCCGACCUCUGGAAAUGGUUAACCGGUCAAGAACAACCACCUGAAGCAGUGACUGUUAAUCCUGUUUUCUCUGAACUGCAAGAGAAGGUCUUGAAAAACCUAGACUACUAUUCCUCCCCCGAGACCCGAGCAACCCCUGCCCAGCCAGGGGUGAGAGGGUGGGACGAUAUCAAGAAGGGCCGCGAUGGCCCGAUCACCGGAAAUCGGUAGCCUUUUGUUUUCCUUUGAGAUAGCAGGUUCUGAAGAUCGUUUAGUUUGAACAUAUUAGUAUUCGUGUAUGUUUUUGUUCGAUACGGUAUAUCAGAAUACGAAUAAGGGUGGCUGCAUUGCUGAGUUGCUGCAGUGGAGAUGGAGAUUUAUAGCAUAAGAAUUGGGGCUUGAAUUGCCAUUUUUUAUCUGUGCUUUAGCAAAUGGUUAUGAAAUAAAGAUAUCGGUUAAGAUUACAUG